This is a messenger RNA of Toxotes jaculatrix (banded archerfish), 3547 nucleotides long. RefSeq lists its product as uncharacterized. The transcript is spliced from 12 exons. The record is from RefSeq and is a predicted model, not a curated record. NCBI's taxonomy places the organism in Eukaryota, Metazoa, Chordata, Actinopteri, Toxotidae. The coding region runs from base 195 to 2972 and encodes 925 amino acids.
AGAAAGUGCUGCUUUGUGAAUGAAGGGAGCGGCGGAGGACAGAAAACAAACUUUACCAACAUUAUUUCCGACGGGUAACGAUUUACACACAAAACCGGAAGGUUUCGACGGUGCAACAGGCGGCACCUGGACGAGGAGGAGCAAGAAAAAUAACCCCCGAAGCUGCCAUUUGUUGAGGCAUUUCAGAGAAAAUCAUGGUGGUGAGUUUUGCCUUUCUCGCCUCUCUCUGCCUGGUGGUGGUAGUGAGUGGCGAACCCUGCCUCAUCAUCAGUGAGAUCAACGCCGACAAUCCGAGACUGGACACCACUGAGUUUGUGGAGCUGUAUCACACCAGUGGACAACGGGCUUCGCUGGAUGGCUACACCCUCGUCUUCUAUAAUGGAAAUGGAAAUAUAGCCUACAAGGUGUUGGACCUCAAAGGCCAGAGCACAGAUGACAGAGGAUUCUUCCUGGUGGGCUCAGUGGACAUGCUGCCCAAACCUGCCAUCCUCCUGCCUCCCAACACAGUCCAGAACGGCCCAGACGCCAUCGUCCUCUACCACACAUCUGCUGCUCGCUACAGCGAGAAAAUGAAUGUCACAGCUCUCGGGCUGGUGGAUGCUGUCGUGUACAUGACUCGUCGUACUGGGGGUGCGGAGUUCCUCGCUGAAAUUCUGACACCUGGAGAACCGGCCUUCGUCGAGGAUGAAACAGCACUUGAGGGGGACGAGUCAAUCGAAAGGUGCCUGCUGUCUGAAGAUCGCUGGGGCUUUCAGGUGUCCUCGCCAUCCCCGGGUCAGCGAAACAACUGCACCCCACCUGCUGAUCCAGCAGCCAAUCCUGUCAUUACCGAGGUGAAGCUGGGGGGAGGACAGGUGGAUGGGUUUGUGGAGCUGACAGACUCCCCGGCUGCAGGUCCGCUGGUGCUGGUAGUGUUGGAUGGGAAAACAGACAGGGUCAGUGUGAGUGUGGACGUGGAUGUGGAGACUCCCAAGAACAUGCUGAUCUCCAUAGAUAGGAACUACAUGAAAGGAGAUGAGUCUGGGGCGGUGGCCAUUUAUAGCGGCAGGGCAUCGGACUUCCCCGUGGGCAGUCCACUGAGCCAGAUACAGCCUUUAGAUGCGUUUGUGUUCGCUGGACCUGGAAACAAGCCGAGUGCCAACCUCACUGAGACUCUUAUCCCAGGCAGGCUGCCAUACCAACUCAGCAACAGUUUGAGAGAGGGAGGUUUCUAUCUGAGUCGCUGUGGCGUGGCCUCCUGGGCCAGAGAUCCCGGAGUCUUCUGGGAGGCCCCGCAAACUCCUGGGCUCCCCAACCAGUGCCCCUGGCCGAAGAUCUGCCCUCACAGUGGUGUGCUUCCAGGAGGUACAGAGUCACCGCCUCACCUCCCACCAUGGGGGAACAGUGACUUCCUGAUCAAUGAGCUGAACACCGAUACACCUGGCGCGGCUGAGGAUGGCGAAUACAUUGAGCUUUGGCACCCAUCAGGUCGCCGGGUGUCCCUGCAGGGGGUCUGGAUACUGCUGUUCAGUGCACACAACAACAAACCCUACAGGGAGAUCAGCCUGAGUGGACACUUCACCACUGCUAAGGGUUACUUUCUGCUGGGCAGUGACAGGCUGGUCCCAGCUCCAUCACUUCGCCUGCCUCCCAAUACCAUCCAGAACGGGCCAGACGCUGUGGCCCUCUACCGCAGCCCCUUUGGGCCACCAUCAGCUGCACAAAGGGGGAUUCCCACUAAAGGCCUGCUGGAUGCUGUGGUGUACCGGCAGAGGGGAUCAGAUAAAGAUGCACAGGAGCUGAGUAAAGCUCUGACCCCGGGACAGCUGCCUCUGUUGGAGGAUCCAGAGGUUCUGCCCGGUGAUGAGGCUCUGAGCCGCUGUCGAGGCCUUUACCCCUAUGACUUGUCUGCUUUUUCAGUGGCUCCACCCACCCCUCUGAAGGAGAACAGCUGCCCCCGUCCACCUCCACCCCCCGAGGGUGUGGUCAUCAGUGAGGUGGCUAGUGGCCACUGGACCAAUCACAGCCAGCAGAGGGCCUUUGUGGAGCUGCAUGGGCCCCCCAUGACAGACCUGCGAGGCUUGGUGCUCACUGUGUUCGACGAAGGUGUCAGCGGGACCGUCAUUGCCCUUCCUUUGACUGGAUCUGUUGAUCAGGAUGGAUUUUACAUUGUUGGAAAUGUCACUGGAGCAGAUCAGACUUUCCCGGAGGGCUCCACGGUGCCGGUACGAGGAGCGGUAGUCCUGUGCUAUGACCUGUUCAGUGUUUGCAGAGCUGGCACUGCUCUGACCAACUCUAGUCUCAGAGAUGUACUUGUGUUCAGCGAAAACCAGCAGCUGCUUUCCUCUCUGUCCACCACCAGAGGGAGACAAGUGAUUCCAGCUCUUAGGUCAGUAGGAGACGGUCCUGUCUCGCUCAGCCGGUGUUCAUGCUGUGAGGUGAGAAGCCCCUCGUCCUGGACGAGCUCCUCCCCGACGCCUCACAGCGCCAACCUCUGCCCGAGCCCCGCCUUUUCAAGUCAAAUCGACCUUUGCCUCGGACCCCUGUCCUCUGACUGGCAGGAGCCGUCAGGAGACUGCAGUGGUCUGAUACAGGGGAAGAGGGUCGCUGAGGUGGCCGACUACCUGGAGAAGAAGUGUCACUGUGGCAUCUCUGCCUUGUAUCUCCAAGGGGCCAACUUUUCUUGCAUGUCUGGGUGGCUGCGAGUGUGGGGGAACAUCCAGGCCCUGUCGGACCAUCAGAAGGCCCUCAUCAUCCAGACGUCGCACAUGAAUCCUUCAUCUGUUCAGGGAGACGUCUGCUCUUCUCCCACCACGGACCGGUACACAAGCACAGCGUCUACCCUAGGAUUACAGAUAGGGCUGAUAAUAGCAGUGCUCCUGCUGCUGGGACUAGGAGCUGCUCUUUUCACAUAUUUCUACAGGAGGAGGCGUCCUCUGGACUAUUACACCAUGGAGCUGAGCGAACAUGCAGAGGGACUGUCAGAUCUAUAAUCCAGGCUUUUAAUCAUUGUGUCUUCAUCUGGAAGUGCUCGUGUGGGAGGGAGGACUUCAGCAGAGAGAGCGAGAGAUAGGGGUAAUCAGAGGUUAAUUUGACCUGUGCGUAACUGAUUGUGUGGUUGUUUUGAAACGAAAUGCCACCACAAGUGUCCUUCUCUGUGUCUUUGGGAGAUCACUGAUGAAAAUGACUUGUAGUCUGUCUGUUAACAGUGUGAUUGCAUCCAGUGCGUGACAUGUAAUAUUUCAUGGCACCGGUGACACUUACGACAUCAAAUCAGGCAGCCCAUGAGUUAAAUUUCAAAACACAAAAUAAUAUCUUUUUUAGUGUACAACCUUUGCCUGUGAACUUUGCUGGUUACUACUUUUAAAGGAAAAGGAAGGUGGUGUAAAAGGGAGGAUUUGUUUUUUUCUAAUACUUGAGUCCUAAAAGGUCAUUUUUGUUGACUUGUUUCUGUUACUGUGGAAAAAGCCUGUAAAUUAAAAAAAAACAAAAAAAACAUUGAUUAUAUGAUUUACGCAGGAAGCGCUAUCAGUCUAACUCAAUCGAACUUCCCAUCAUCACAUUCUCA